Messenger RNA from Linum tenue, 813 nucleotides. NCBI's taxonomy places the organism in Eukaryota, Viridiplantae, Streptophyta, Magnoliopsida, Malpighiales, Linaceae. The record is from the annotation of a GenBank genome assembly.
AUGUGGUCAUCGGCAGCUGCCAGCAGGUUGAUCAGUACAACCUUAAUGUUUGUAACUGCAAUAGCAGCCGCCGCCGCCGUCACCGCUCCGGCCUCUCACUCUCAGGGCGACGCCCUGGAGGCGGUUCGUCACCAAAUCGGUUCAGCGAGGAAUUGGGUCGAGCAGGCGAAAACGGCAGCGCUUGCCGAAGUCGCGGGGGCUUUGGGAGACUGCGGCAAGCUGUACGGUGAAGCGGAGUGGAUGCUGGAGCCAUUGUUGGGCCGCGGCAACAUCAGCUACAGCCGGGAUGACGCCAUCACCUGGCUGAGCGCGGCGCUGGCGAACCACAGGAGUUGCGUCGACGGUCUGGCCGAGAGCGGUCUUACUAUUACUGCUCCGGAUUUGACGUCUUCCUUUGCCAAGGCCUUGGCUUCGUACGCAAACCCAUCUGCUGCUAGUACACCAAGCAAAGCGGUGAGCACCGGUGAUCAAAAUAGCAGCAUUUUCGAAAAUGGGGGAGUAUUGCUGACAUCAUGGACAGCUACAACUUCAAAGGCCGAUAUGGUAGUAGCUAAAGAUGGCUCCGGCACUCAUCGAUCCAUAGAGGAGGCCGUGGCGGCGGCGGCGGCGGCGAGAGCGGGAAGACACAAGCAUAGAUUGGUGAUAUACGUGAAAGCAGGAGUGUACGAGGAAAGAGUGGAAAUCCCUCGGCAUUUGAGGAAUCUAAUGAUGGUGGGUGAUGGCAUUGAUCGGACUAUCGUCACCGGCAGCCGAAAUGUUCCUGACGGCUCCACCACCUACAACUCCGCCACGUUCGGUGAGUAUGUAUUUUAA